UAGCAUCUCCUUUUUAACCGGUAUUUGCAUAUUGAUUCUGCAGUGAUAAAGGUCUGAAGUCUGUUUCAUAGGGAUAAAAACCUGAUCCAGCUAGAUGUAACUGGUUUUGUGGAUGUGAAGGGGAGGUGACCUUCUGAGAAAGACACACCUGUACACUGCCGCUUGCCGUGUGUGAUGUAACCACUCUGUAGAUUGUCAGCAUUUUCUGCAUUUUAGAUGUCAAGUUACAUGUAUUGCUUCAUUUACACAUGUACAUGUAUGCCUGCUGCCUAACUUCAGAUACAUUUGUGCUCCUUGAUCAGCAGAAUUCGUUGAUGUUAGAUGGUUUCUGCCCUUCACCUUCUUACAAUGGCUGGCUCUCUACACAUUCUCCUAGCAGUAUGUUUGCUGUGUCUAGUUGAGGCAGAGAAGACAACCUUGGAGGAUUACAUCAAUACAUGCAUGGAUGGCAAAAAUCACAAGAGCAAGCCCGGACGUGAGGCUUCGCUAUUUGAUCAGUGUGCUCCCUGGAAGAAUAGAUCAUGUUGUACGCCUGAAGUGACAGAGCAAAUGCAUGUUUCACCAACAUGGCACAAUUUUGAUUGGAACCAUUGCCCAACACAGCUGUCUCCGCUAUGUAGGAAGUUCUUGAUGCAAGACCUGUGCUUCUAUGAGUGCUCCCCUAAUGUGGGUCCAUGGCUGGUGCCUCACAACAUUAGCAUCAGGAACGAAAGGUUUUUGGGUGUACCCCUGUGCAAGACAGAAUGUGACGCAUGGUUUGAUGCCUGCAAAGACGACUUCACAUGCAAAGAUAAUUGGUCCAAGGGCUGGGAUUGGUCAAGUGGAGGUAAUGAGUGUCCCGCUGGUUCAACAUGUCGCACCUUCAGGGAAACUUUCAAGACAGCUGAAUACAUGUGUGAGAAUAUCUGGGGAGGAUCAUUUGAGGUAGUCGCAGACAAUGAGCCCUGCAUGCUUCUGUUUUUCAAUGGUCCCAUCAACCCUAAUGACAAGAUUGCACGAAUGAAGGCAGAGGAGCUGCUGAAUGCUGGUGCAACAGCUUCGCUGCAUGCAUGGAUGCUGCUCAGUCUUACCUUUGCAUCUAUUGGCCUGAUGUCAAGAUAAAUACCAGCGUGGGCUGAGUGGAAACACUGCAGUUACAGGCACUUAUCAUUGGUUGAAUGGACUGCCCAAUUAGUGAGAAAACCUGUGUUAGAAUUGUUGUAAUUUAUGAAGGGACUGAACAUUGGAGAUACGUGUAGAAAGAUGUACAUGUGUAUGUAAGAAGAGAAUGCAGUUGUACAGCAUUUGUAUCCACCCAUCACGGAAGCAAUUCAGUCAGAGGUGCUUUGUACAACCCCAAAAGAGCUGGGUUUCUCGGACCAUCUCUUUUUUAGGAUUUGGUUCCUCACCCAAGAUUUCAGCUAUCCCACACCUGAGGUUUUUAUUAAACGUGGCAUGGAUUUAGAGAUGCUCCCUAUCAGUAAAUAUGUGAAGUUUCAAUUAAUGUGACAAACGGUUUCGUUGUCAUGUUCAUUUGAAUUCCAAGGCCACGUGUGUGCCAGCCCACGUGUAUUUAGUGAAAAGGUAUACUUUUUUGGCUGGCCUGUCUCGGAAAUAUGGGCACUGCAUGAGACCAGUAUGUGUCAAACCGAACACAAAGUUACUGAACAACUCCUAAAGGCUUGGCUUGUGAAACAGAAACCACUGUGGUGACAGUGGGAAAAAAUGUUGACGGGGACAGAUUCGUGGCCUCCGGCUCUUUCAGGGUUGAUACAAUGAAAACAGUGAUGGAAAUUCCGCUUGGCCAUUUUUAUCUCUCCACUUCUUACCGUCACUGAAAUUUCAAACUUUUAAAUCUAUCUUCACCUGUGUAUACAUGUACAUUUUUGGCUCUUGACAUCUGUUGUCAUGUGCUGUCACCUGUCUCUUUAGGAUUCGUACACUUUUUUCCUAGCAGUGACAAAUUCCAGUGACAUAGUUGAGGGCACUUAAACAAUGUUAGUGCUGUGUGCCAUUUCUCUCCUCUGUGCACGAGUAUAUCUUCACUGGUGAUGACUGGAGAGGCUGUGGUGGCAAUCUAAUGUCACUGGUGCCCCGGUCCCAUACCAGUGCCCACUUGUUGAGGACCCUAAGAAUUUCCUAAUUUAUUGGUGUGGUGGUGCAUACUCAGGUCCAGAUGUGCAUGAAGGAGAAUACACACUGGUGUGCCCUCCAAAGGAGAUAAUUCCUUGAAACAAAAGGCUGCAUUCUUUCUUCAUAAAUGAAGCCAAUAGGCUGGUGCUUGUUAAGUCUUCCAAUUGGCAUUAGAAAUGGAUGGUUAGUCAGGCUUUGAUGUCAUUAAGUUCACUGUUUGUAGUCAGUCACACAGGGUGUUGCAUGUGUAAUACGUCAUCAGUGCUUGAAUCCUAAAUCCAUCCUUUCCAUACCUCACCUCGCCGCCUCCAGACCGCCUCCAUAAGUAGCUUCAAUGUUGGAACCUCUGCAGUCUCCUGACGACGGACAGAUGUCGGAAACAUUGAGUGCCCUCCAUUUCUUUUCAGAACCACACAUGCUCAGAAGGAGAUAUAGUUGCAUGGUGCUUCCUCAGACCUCGAUAACUAAUACUUGCUACCAUCACCAUGAAAAGCGUCAACGCUAUCAUCAGUGUUGUUGAGUCUGCAAUGGACUUGAGUGGCUUUUCUAGCAGGAUAGAAGUACAGUAUUGUCAAAGAGGAGACAAAAAUUCAGACUUAUUCUCUUAAAAAGCAUUAGCUGUCACCCAAGUUAAAACCCAAAAAACAACAGAAUUUGAAAAAAAAUCAAAAUGGAAUUCAGUGAUUAUCAUUUGCUUUCUUGUUCAGGAGUGUUCCUGAUCACUAAAAGUGUAAAAGAAGUUUUUGAAAUUGUUCAAAUGUUUUUAUAAUUCUGUCCUUGAAAAUGAGUGAAGAUUGAAUAGUAUGUUUCGUUUGUUAUAGCAACACCAACACAUUGAACAAAUUAUUAUAUUUUACAUCAGAGACUAAAGUUGGUGCAAUUUAAUUGGACGGAUUUUUAAAUCAUUCUCUUAAUUGUGUUUGUUUUGCCCCACCUACUUGUACAUGUAGAUGGCAGUGUUUCGUUUGUGGUGUUACAACUUCUUGAUUACACUUUAUUUAUUGUGUAGCAUUUCUCAUGUCAUGUCUGUAUAAAUAAAAGGGAUUGUUGUAUUCACUCCAUUUGGAAUUGCACAUAUUCAGUAUUACUAUUUAUAAGUAUAAAAAUCGAGAGAUAACUUGUGGACAUAUUAAUUAUGCUUUUGUGAUUUGUACAUGGAAGUGCCUAACAAUCAUUUUCCUUGUCUUAGAAAUUACAUUCAUUCUCUGGAAAGUCAAUAAUUGCAGCAUUUAAAAAUUUGUUUUAUGUUGAUAUUUUCUAAUUUUCUAUUGAGUAUAUCUGAUAAAAACUCUUUUUGAGUAUUUGCAAUUGGCUGUUGUGGAAACUGUAAACUGCUAUGAAAGCGCGCGAGUGUAGAACAUACACAUACAAUCGCAUCUAAGAACAAUUUAGCCCCUCCCCCCGGUGAUUGACAUUCGAUGUUUGUUGAUCUGUAUUGUUACCUACAUUUGCUACUAGUAUGUGGACUCAGUUUUUACUUUAAUUUAAAUUGAAUGGUUUAUAAGCAUGUCACCUUUAAAAAGUAAAGCAUGGAAUCGCACCCUUAGUUAAAACUUGUGAUAAUUGAUUAUUGUUCAGUUGUUUACAUGUAUCAUGUACAAUUUGAACUCUUAUCGGAUCUCCCGUUUUAGAAGGUCCUUGAUAUGAAAUUUCUUAGAAUGCUCUUAUUGUGAACUUUAUACUCUUCUCCAUUGUAUAAAAGUAUUUGACCUUCUUUACCUUGCUCAGAGCGCCCUUCGUCAGCUAUGGACGGGAGUUAAGACAGUUUGUGUCCUUCCUCCAUGGUUAAGGGUACUGAAAAGUGCACAUCUUAAAAUAUUUAAACUUGUCCUUGCUUUUCUGGACAACUGAGGGCGGUGUUUCUAUAAUGCCAGGGAAGGGACAGUUUACAUAUAUACUGUAUAUCUGUGGUUUCUGUUCAAACAUGGAGGAAUGGUUCAAAAUUGUGAACCCAAAUGUGCACAUGACAUUUCCGAGAAAAGGGGUCAGUCUUUGGCGAAUAACAAACAUACGCAGCAGUAAAAUGCCACUGAAACGGAAAGUGAGGGCAGAAAAGUAUCAGACAUUUCAAUAAUUAAGCUUAAAAAUAGCGAACAUAUAUAAAAAAACGUUUGUACAUGUACCUCAGAAAAAGCAUUGAAGUAGAGUUGAUUGAAACACAUGCAGCUAGAUGAAUUUUCAAAGGUUGUAGUAAAAAGAAAUGUAUUGCGUAGACGCGUAAUAAAGAUUAAAAAAGAGUCAAAUGA
Molecule: messenger RNA, 4358 nt
Organism: Acanthaster planci (crown-of-thorns starfish)
Lineage: Eukaryota; Metazoa; Echinodermata; Asteroidea; Valvatida; Acanthasteridae
Product: folate receptor beta-like
Cellular component (GO): external side of plasma membrane
Molecular function (GO): signaling receptor activity
Source: RefSeq, a predicted model, not a curated record